Boeremia exigua is the source of this 852-nucleotide messenger RNA. RefSeq lists its product as uncharacterized. NCBI's taxonomy places the organism in Eukaryota, Fungi, Ascomycota, Dothideomycetes, Pleosporales, Didymellaceae. The coding region runs from base 1 to 852 and encodes 283 amino acids. The record is from RefSeq and is a predicted model, not a curated record. The transcript is spliced from 2 exons.
AUGUCCAAACUCUCGCCCGCCCUCAAACAGCUCAUAAACGCGGCGCACGCACGUCCCGGCCCCAUCCCCGCACCUCCAAAGAUCCAAUCCGUAUACCAGAAGAUUGAGCGCGAAGCCACAGCCCGCCAGCUGGGGCGGCCGUCAUGGCUCGCCGUCAGCACCGCAGCAACCAUGACCAUGAACUCGCCCGAGUCAAUGGAAGCGCUGUUCCACAGCAGCACACAAGGAAAGCAGACAGAAGAGCGCGUCGCGGUGGCAGAAUUCAUGCGCGAGGUCGCGCUGAAGUGCAUUGGGUUCAAUGGCAUCCCCCGCACAAUAAACAUGCUCAACGCCUUCCGCGCCGCGCUCCCAGACGACGUCUUCGCGCUGCUCAACACCACGCCCACACGUUACCCCGACGCCUCGAACGUCGAGCAGAUCAACCAGCGCGGCCGCGGGCUGUGGGACAAGAUCUACAAGCCGCUAAACGAGAAACUGGAGGCGAAGCUGGGCGAGGCGCAUCCUGAUCUGCCGGUGUUCAUUAUCAACACAGAGUAUGGUGGUUUGUUCACGGAUCCGGAGCGCUCGACUGGCGCGACGGUGGGGCGCAUCACGACGAGCUUGAUUGCGAUUACGUGUUUGAGGGCACAGCAGGGUGUAGGGCCGCAAGUACUGAGUCACGUUUUCGGGUUGAGGAAAGCGUUGGGUGACGGUAGCUGGAAGGAUGAGCCCGCUGCAGGGUCGGAGGAGGCAAUCAAAUGGCUGGCGGGAGAUGAGGGGUGCACAUGGAUUCUGGAGAAGACAGAUGAGCUUGUCGAGGCGCUGGGAGGGGCACAGGGGAGCACGUUUGCACCAGUCAAGGCAAAGCUUUGA